Messenger RNA from Knipowitschia caucasica, 1551 nucleotides. The record is from the annotation of a GenBank genome assembly. Lineage: Eukaryota; Metazoa; Chordata; Actinopteri; Gobiiformes; Gobiidae.
AUGUUUGAUGUGUUUGUUGUUUUAUUUGUGGAUGGUGGGGCUCGUGGGGUUGUGAGGGUUGGUUGUGUGAUGGAAGGGGUGGUGGUGGGGUAUGGAGAGGUGGCGUGUGUAGUGUGUGGGUCGGAUUGCGGAUUGGUUGUGGGUUUGGUGGGUGGGGGGGGGGGGGUGUGGUGUGGUUUUGAGGGGUUGGAAUGUGUAGGGUGGAGAGUGUGUGGUGUGGGUCUGGUCGGUUUUGGUGUAGUAAGGGGUGUGUGGUUUCGGUGGUGGGGUAACUUUGACGUGGGGUCGUGGGGUGGUGCGGGGUGGUGGUGGUUAAGUGGGUUGGAGUGGUUUGGAUGGUGUUGGUUGGUUGGGUUGGGGUUAGUUUGGGGUGUGUUGGUUGGUUGUUGGGUGAGUGGUUGUGGUGGGAUGGGUGGUGGUUUGCUGUGGUGGGUGUGCUGGGUGUUUGGGUGUGGGUUGUGUGGUGGUGGGGUGGUUGGGUGUUCAGGGGUGCUGUUGGUUGGGGGGGUGGUGGGGGUUUUGGGGUUGGUGGGUUGUGUGAUGGAGGUUAACUUUUGUGUUGGGGUGGUGGGGUUUGUGGGGUGUGGUUUUGGUUGUGUUGGUUUUCGUGUGGUAGGUUAUGUGUUGUUUGGUGGGUUGGUGUGGGGUGGUGGGUGGGUCGGGUUAAUGAGAUGUGGGCGGUGGUUGGUUGAUGGGGGGGAGGAGCGGUGGUUUGUGGGGUUGGUAGAGUUAGUUUGGGGAGGCGGUGUUCGUGAGCUUGUAUUGGGUGUGGUGUGGGUGGUGGGUGUGGUUGUUAGUUGGUGGGUGUUGUGUUUCUGUUGUGUGGUGGUUUUUUGUGGGUGUGGUUGUUUGGGUUCGGUUAAUGUGUGUGGCGGGGGUGGGUCGGUGGGGGUUGUUGUUGGGGUAGGGGGUGGGGGGGUGAGUGUUGGCGGGUGUGUGUGGUGUGAUAAGGGAGAUAUUGUGGGGUUGGUUGGGGGUGGAAGGGGUGUGGUGUGGAGGGUGAUAGACUGGUUUGUGGUUGGUAUGUGUGGUUGUGGGCUGGUGGUUGAUGGUGGAGGUUUGGGUUUGAGUGGGGUAGGUGUGUCUGGUGUGGGUGCUAGGUCCCGCUGGGGGGUUGUGCGUUCGAUUUUGGGGGAUUGGAUGGCGUGGUUGUUUGUGUUUCGUGUGGAGUGUUGGUGGGGGGUAGGUAGGAUGGGGGGUGGUGAGUUGUGGUGGUGGCCGGGGUGUAGUGAGUUUGGAUGUGGCGGGUUGGGUUCGGUUGGUGGGUGGUUUGUGGUGUGGGGUAUGGGUGACUCGGUUCGUAGGGUGGUGGUGUGGUUGUGGUGCUGGUGUCUUGGUUUGUUGGGUCCGGCAGGGAAUUUGGGUUGUGUGGAGGGGGGGUUUGGUGAGGGAGUGGUUGGUGUGCUGGGGUUCGUGAGUUGCGUGUUGGCUUACGUGGUUGGGAUUGGUGUCGGUUUUGUGGGUGUGAUGGGGGGAGGGGUGGGUGCCGGUGGUUGGGUGGGGUUGUUUGGUAUGAGGGGGGUCUGUGGGGUGUGGGUGGUGGUUCAGUAG